Messenger RNA from Marasmius oreades (fairy-ring Marasmius), 1032 nucleotides. RefSeq lists its product as uncharacterized. The transcript has 7 exons. The coding region runs from base 1 to 1032 and encodes 343 amino acids. Lineage: Eukaryota; Fungi; Basidiomycota; Agaricomycetes; Agaricales; Marasmiaceae. Gene Ontology annotation, molecular function: ATP binding; protein kinase activity. The record is from RefSeq and is a predicted model, not a curated record. Gene Ontology annotation, biological process: protein phosphorylation.
AUGCUGGAUGAAUCAUCUUCCUCGACUCGAGGUUCUGUUCGAGGUGCAUCAUAUCUGGUCAGAGGGUCAUGGGAAGGAAAGCAGGUCCUUGUGAAGAAACUAUUACCCGAAUGUCGUCAACAUAUUCUGUCACGAUAUGCCUCAUCGUGGCACGAUCUCAAGCACCCGAACAUGUUAAGCGUCUGUGGGGUAUCUCAAAGCUCUGAAGAACCUCUAUUCAUCGUCUUGCCUUACCAUGAGAAUGGAAACCUCCAAGCAUGGAUUGCAUCGCAAGAUGGAGUUGACCGGAAUCGGCUGAUCCUGGAUGUCGCUCUUGGGAUGCAAUAUCUUCACGCGCGACAAAUGGUUCACGGCUCACUCAUGCCUUGCAAUAUCCUCAUCAAUGGGUACAGACGUGCUUGCCUCUCUGACUAUACCAUGCUGCAGCUUCAGCCGAGCCGAAAUAACAAUGCACAUAGGUACUACAGUCCAGAAGCUUGGAAAGGGAUGACCUCCCAGCCAUCCGAUGUCUUCGCCUUUGCGAUAUGUGCUUUCGAGCUAUUUGCAUCUUCUAUACCAUGGGGUGUUCUCACCGAGCAGCGGAUAUACCGCCUAGUGGUACUAGAAGACGCGCGACCUGACCGUCCUGAUGACCAAACCUGUAGGAGGUAUGGAUUGAGUGACAGGAUAUGGAGCAUAAUAGAGGAAGCAUGGCACAAGGAGUCGCGGUUGAGACCAACGUUCGACAUCAUAUUGAGGUUGUGGCAGGACGAGGUUGUGGACUCGCCUACCACCAAUCUGGAUCCUGCAAUGACUUUCGAUAUCAUGGACAGAAAAUCUCAUCGAGCUAGCCAGCAGACUACCGCAUCCGUGUACAUGCCUAUCUCGCUGGGCCUCCUGCUUAUACGGAUGUUACUGAUGUUCUGGAAUUUGAAGCAUCGCCAGGGUAUGAUGAUUAUACGCAAGUCACUAGUUUACCGAAUCCACCUAGUGACCUUCAACCGGCAAUCCACGAGGCUUCCGUUUCGCCUGUUCAAGUGCAUAAUACCCUAA